Messenger RNA from Durio zibethinus, 3234 nucleotides. The record is from RefSeq and is a predicted model, not a curated record. Lineage: Eukaryota; Viridiplantae; Streptophyta; Magnoliopsida; Malvales; Malvaceae.
UAGGGGUAAACAUGUCAAGAUAUAUGUUUUGGUCAAAAUGGAACGGUGCCUAUAAAAGGACGAAACCUCUUCUCUUCCUGUUUACAUUGAUGGAGUCGCAGGAGUUACCAGAGUGUCCGGUGUGUUUGCAACCGUACGACGAGGCAUGCACGAUACCGCGGGUGCUCGCGUGUGGCCACACGGUGUGUGAGUUAUGCCUUGCAACCCUCCCUCAGAAGCUCCCGGGAGCAAUCCGCUGUCCCGCGUGUACGGUGCUCGUCAAGUACCCUCCGGAGGGCCCCAAGACUCUCCCCAAAAACAUCGACCUCCUCAGACUCUUCCCCGGCUCUGAAAAUCCCCGAAAACCGGUUCAAAAUUCCCCAAUUGACUCCCGUAUCCCUUUCCUCCCCCGCUCUUGGUCAGACGAGUUUUACUCCAUCUGGAAAAAGUACCUUCUCCCUGACGACGCCGUUGAGAGAAAAAAAGUGAGUCUUUUGACUGUUGGGUCUUUUUCAAGAAGUGGCCAGGAUGGUUCCGGGUUUAAGGCUGGCUGUCUUGUGAGAGUUAUGGAUUGUUUGAGUGAAAUGAAGGAGGAGGAAAGAGAGGAAUUGGGUUUAGUUUUAAGAGCUUUUACUAAACAAAGUGGUAGAAUUUGUAGGUUUUUGGGUUUAUGGGGUGAUCUUGGAGAUGGGAUUUUGUAUUUAGUGAGUGAGAAGCAAGAAUCAGGGAACUUUUUGGAUAAAAACGUCGGUGGUUUUGAAAAAGAUGGAGUUUUUAAUUUUGCAAUGAUAGGUAUGGAAAUGUGUGAGGCAGUUAUUUCUUUACAUAAAGAAGGGUUGUUUGCUGGUUGUUUAGGCUAUUCUUGCUUUCAGUUUGAUGAUUUUGGGCAUGUAUUUCUUGAUUUGAAUGAGGUGUUAUUGAUUGGAAGGAGAAUUCAUGAUGUUGUUGCAAAGGUUGGUUCCAGUGGGAAAAAGAUUGGUGAUGGAGAAAUUGGUGUGUUGUUAAAAGAUUUGUUGAAAAGGGAUGUGUUUGUUAGCCCUGAGACAUUGCUUGAGCUGUUGGAGAAAGAGGGUAUUGGAGUUGAUAGUGGUAGCUCAAGAUAUCCCAUAGGGUAUAACUCAGAUGUUUGGUUGUUAGGUUGUAUUUUGCUUAGGAUUCUCCUUGGCGAAGUUUUUAGUGAUUUGUUGGUUGAUUUUAUGUGUCAUAUUGUUUUGAAAGUUGAUGAAGAUAGUGAAUCAGCUUGUUCAAGUGUUUACACCAGUUUGAUGGAAAACGUUAGCUCUUUGUUGGGAACUAAAUUUGGUUCAGAACAUGUGUCUUUGCAACAGACUCUAUGUAAAUGUUUGGAUUUUGAUCCAGAGAACCGUUCACUUGUGAGAGAUGUAUGGAAAUUUAUUAGGGAGCUAGUUAUUAAACCUCAGUUUGAUAAAAUAGUCAAAUUUGAUAGAGCAAGUUAUGAUGGGAAUAGAGGUCGAUGUUUGGUUAUUGGAAAAUUGUGUCUACUGCCCAGGGAAAGAACCGAAACACAGGAAAACGAUGAGUCAAAAGGAAAUGAAACAAAUGGUGCAGAUAUGGUCAAUGGUCUCAUAGAGGGAAGCAUUAAAUCUAAAGAUUUGCAAGGCCAUCUUGAUUGUGUUACAGGAUUAGCUGUUGCAAGGGGUUAUCUGUUUAGCUCCUCCUUUGAUAAAUCAGUCAAAGUAUGGUCUCUGCAGGACUACUCUCAUUUGCAUACAUUUACAGGUCAUGAGCAUAAAGUCAUGGCUGUUGUCUGUGUGGAUGAAGAACAGCCAUUAUGCAUUAGUGGUGAUAGUGGAGGUGGUAUAUAUGUAUGGUGCAUUAAUAUCCCUUUUAGAGAAGAGCCAUUGAAAAAAUGGUAUGAGGAAAAAGAUUGGCGCUACAGUGGAAUUCACGCUUUGGCAGUUUCAGAGAAUGGAUAUUUAUAUACUGGAAGUGGAGAUAAAUUGAUUAAAGAAUGGUCAUUGCAGGAUGGAACCCUGUCAUGCACUAUGAGUGGCCAUAAAUCUGUAGUUUCCACGCUAGCAGUGAGUAAUGGAGUUCUUCACAGUGGGAGUUGGGAUGGAACUGUUAGAUUGUGGAGUCUAAGUGAUCAUAGCCUUUUGACAGUCAUAGGGAGUGACACACCUGGAACUGUCUUGUCUCUUGCAGCUGACCAGAACACAGUUGUUGUUACUUAUGAAAAUGGAUCUAUAAAGAUCUGGAGGGAUGAUGUGUUCAGGAAAUCUAUACAAAUACACAAUGGUGCCAUUUUCGCUAUUAGCUUAAAGGGGAAAUGGCUUUUCACAGGAAGUUGGGACAGAACCAUCAAGGCACAGGAAUUAGCAGGAGAUGAUUUUGAUUUGGAUGUUAGAGUUAUUGGAUCAAUUCCUUGUGAUUCUGUCAUAACAGCUUUAUCUUACUGUGAAGGAAAGCUUUUUGUCGGGUUUGGCGAUAGGACACUGAAGGAGAACGUGGGUCGUUUUAAGAAGACUUUGGGUGAUUUUACUAGCUUAAACUACUGGGUUGUUCGUGAUUACUAUCGUCUUGUCGACUCUGUCAAUACACUUGAGCGAGAGAUUCAUAGGCUAUCUGAUGAGCAGCUUACUGCUAAAACUUCUGAGUUUAAGAAAAGGUUGAGCCAAGGAGAUACCCUUUCGGAUAUUCAAGCUGAGGAAUUUGCUGUUGUUCGUGAAGCUGCAAGAAGGAAGCUUGGCAUGGGCCAUUUUGAUGUGCUGGCCUUUAUCUUUUUAUGGAUACAGGCAAAAAAACAUAUUAUUGGUGGAGCGGUACUUCAUGAUGGGUCCAUUGCUGAGAUGAAAACAGGGGAGGGAAAAACAUUGGUUUCCACAAUUCAGUUUAGUUCUAGACCAUUUUGAUAUUAAAUAAUAACCGUUGAUAUUUCUACUCUAGGAAUGGGAGGUACCGACCAACAACUAGUCUUCUCUGCAAAUACCUUGGGGAUAUUUUGAUUGUGUCAUACUUGACCAUUGUACAAGAAUCGGGUUAUGAUGAUGUGUACAUAAAAGAAAUUGAGGUCAGGUGCUUCUUUUACAUGAGUAGUGUUUCCAAUCAAUGGCUUGAUCCUGUGAAAGUUACUAUGGGACCUUGGCAUCGGGUUCCUUUCACCUACCUUCUUUCGACUUCCAAACUCUAGUUAAUAUUUGUAUAUGUGGUUUAGAGAGCACAUAUCAGCUACUUUCUUAGUUAUCGGUUCUUUUUUUCAGCCUAUACUCUUACUACCUCUUAAAUGCCAUCCAA